AUGAUCCUGACUCUUCUUAAUUUCAUUCUUUGGGGUAACGAUGAAGCCCGCGGAGCAUUCAUGUUCGCCGACUGCAUUGUUCUCUCAGCACUAGUCUAUGUCGACAAGAGCAUGAAAGCUGAGCAAAAAGUUCUGGAAGAAGAAGCCGCCAAUGAGGUGAAGCAAAUGCACGAAAUGGACAAGGCAGCAGCCCGUGCUCAAGAUGGAGCCACUCGAUCGAAAAAGAAGGCCAACAAGAAGGCCAAUGGACCGUCCACUGGAAACAAGCAUUUCAACAUUCAACAGCCAGCAAAACGAGACUAG
Messenger RNA from Cylindrotheca closterium, 303 nucleotides. The record is from the annotation of a GenBank genome assembly. Lineage: Eukaryota; Bacillariophyta; Bacillariophyceae; Bacillariales; Bacillariaceae.